Messenger RNA from Trichoplusia ni (cabbage looper), 3729 nucleotides. RefSeq names its product homeobox protein unc-4 (gene OdsH). Gene Ontology annotation, molecular function: DNA-binding transcription factor activity, RNA polymerase II-specific; sequence-specific double-stranded DNA binding. The transcript is spliced from 4 exons. Lineage: Eukaryota; Metazoa; Arthropoda; Insecta; Lepidoptera; Noctuidae. The record is from RefSeq and is a predicted model, not a curated record. The coding region runs from base 289 to 1335 and encodes 348 amino acids. Gene Ontology annotation, biological process: regulation of DNA-templated transcription.
CAGCGGGGGCGAUGUACUGUCGGAGGAAUAAAUCUAUGAUAUGAAGGAGGCGGAGAAUUAAUUUGUGUUCGAGUGGGGAGUAGGGGGGGUAGGCGGCCCCGCCCCCGGGCGCGCCAUCGCAGUGGCGGGCGCGGCGCGGAGCCCAAAGCACUCUAGUAGCGACUGUACGCGGGGCGCGAGAGUGUGCAUAGUGUUGUGGUCGGACUUGUGACUUGUACAGUGGCUGGACGCUGGGAGCUGACGUCGAGCAUGGGUGUGCUGUGAGCCGGCAAGAUAUCGCGGCGCGGCAUGGUGCUGGAGGGCGGGCUGCCGGCGCCGCUGCAGCUGUACGCGGCGGCGGCGGCGCAGCUGGCGCCCCGGCCGGCCUGGCCGCCGUUCCUGCCGUUCUUCGGGGUGCCGCCGCCCUUUCUCACGCGCCCGCGGCUGCCGCACCCGCUGCCCAACAGGGCGCCGCACGGGCCCCCCAGCGAGGACUCCAAUGAGGACGGAGCGAGCAGUAAAGGUGGUGUAUGCGACGACGACGGUGACAGUGGCAAGCGGAGACGUUCGAGGACCAACUUCAACUCGUGGCAGCUUGAGGAGCUGGAGCGAGCCUUCCUGGCCUCGCACUACCCUGACGUAUUCAUGAGGGAGGCUCUCGCCAUGAGGCUUGACCUCAAGGAGAGCAGGGUUGCUGUAUGGUUUCAAAACCGGCGCGCGAAGUGGCGCAAGAAGGAGCACACUAAGAAGGGACCAGGCCGGCCGGCGCACAACGCGCACCCGCAGUCGUGCUCCGGCGAGCCCAUCCCGCCUCACGAGCUGAGGGCGAGAGAGAGGGCGAGAAGAAGAAAGAAGUUGGCAAAAGCGUUGGAGAGGCAAGCGAGGAAACUGCGGGCGAAAGGCAUCGCGGUCGACCUCGAGGCCCUGAAGGCGGAGUACCUCGCGCAGCACAAGAACAGCGGCCUGUACUCCGACUCUGAUGGAGACCCGGAGGGCGAGGACAGCAUGAUAGACGUGGUAGGGGGGGACUCCUGCCACGACUCCGGCCCGGAGGACUUCUCCCUGUCCGGCCGGCUGCGGGCACCGUCCGGCGCCGACGGCAUGAACAACUCAGACAGUUCCACGUCCGAUGCUCAUUCCAACAGAAACUUCAGCCCCAUCCCGGAACCCCAGCCCUCCUUCUUCAAACACUUCGGCGGCGCGAGUGCGAACUUCGAGAAAUUCGACUUCGACUCAGGCCGGGCCGUCUCCUUAGACUUAAGCGGCGGAGGCCACGCCACGGAACAGGACCUGUCCAAAAACGGGGGAACAAGAAAACAUAAUCCUUUCAGUAUAGAGUCCUUGCUUAACACGUGAAAGUGACUGUAACUUGUGACUAUAGAGGCUCUCGGUUAUCCGUGACUACUGGUGAAGUUUGCGCUGUGACUGAGUGCAGCAGUGACCAGCUUUACGGACAUUGUUAUUAGUGGCUGGAGGGGGCACGCGUCGACUGCGACCCCUCCACUGUUGUCCUCAACCACACGCCCCACAGGCAUUUCAGAGAUGUUCCUUUGCUAUGUUUAACUAUUGUUAUUAUCAUUAGUUCUAAUUAGCUUGAGUAAAGACUUGACGAGUACCAUAUAACUACAUAUCCUGUGUGAAUACUAGAUGUAGGCAAUGUAUUAUAUAGGUAGUAGUGUAUAUAGUAAUUUUUAUAUUUAUUUUUCUUUUACAAAUCGGGGCAAUAAUUUAUAUUGACUGUUAAUGAUGUGGUAUUUUAUAUUUUUUUGCAUAUUUCAAAUUUUAUUUGUUGACUUACCAAAUGACGGACGAAUUGGACAGUUUGUGAUUAAUGGAAAUAAUAAGAUUUGAAACGAAGCCAGUAUGAGUAUUCUUAAAAUAUUAUGCAUUUGUUUCAUUUUCAAAAGAGUUUUAUACGUUUGUUUUAGGUGUUUGAAAUAAACAUACAAAGCUCUAAGGAAAAAGGUGGUAUGUAUAAACAUUUGCAGAGACAAAGGCAUGUUCCAUAGCAAGCUUCUUAUCCAGGCAUUAACAUGUGAACUAAACACUAACUUUGUACAUCCAUUAGGCAAAGCGGCGAACAAUUAACUUAAUUACACCGCCAUUACUGUAUAAUUUCUUGACAGUAGCACUUUGUUACAAUUACCGCGAUAAACCGACCCCGCUAUGAUACAACACAGUUUAAAAAUAAUAAUACACCAGAGUAAUUAGUGUAUCCUAGCUGUCAUCAAUAUUGUAACAUUACGCAGUUUGACCGUCAAGCUAUGUAGAACUUAACUAUACGUUCUUCCAUCUCGAUAACAUUUCUGAACUAUUAGUUUAUGAAACACAUUUAAUGCUCCGUCGACAGUAUGUAAACCAAAAGAUUAAUCCAAGAUAGUUUUUAAUAAUCCGAUAAACUUAAUCGUAACAGCAGAAACAAUAGAAGCAUGAGAAGUAAUUUAAAAAAAUCCAUUUACCAAAUAAAGAUGGCGGCUCAAAUACAAUUACUAUUGGCGAAAGAAAUACAAUCUCUGGUCGUAAAAUAACAACAAUUAAUGAAUGUAUAAUGCGUAACGACCGAUAAGAGAGCCAAUUAGCAAAACAAUAUGGCCGCCUCGGUUUAUUGCCAUUUUUACUUACUCCGCAGUGAGUUUAAUAGGUACAUAACAAUGUGCAAGCCGAUUGGUCACGCAGUUAUUGUCUCGAGCCGUUGGCACGUGAAAUUAUCCUACUUUGAAACUCUAUAGAACAUUUUUAUGAAUGCUUCGUCGGCAUAAAAUCGGAAAGUGGCGAAUAAUUGGGGAAAACGACAGUUUUACGCCUACGACAAGCCUUUGAAACAUCUCAAAUUGAAACUUAGUUAAAGCCUAUUUAAGUGCAUCUAAUUAAGGGAAAUCUCUUAGUAAUUAAAUAACGACUGUUAAUAAUUAUUUGUAAGCCACAAACAGGAUAGUGUUUUUGCAAUAACACAAUGACACACACAAAUUAGUGACAUUCGCAAUGUAUUGAUGACUGAAUAACCCCUAGAUAAAGCUGACACCUAUAAAAAUGCUUUUAAAACAUUGUUAUGGAAACAUCGCGACAAAUAAUAUUUAUUGCUUGUUUAAUUGUCAUUCGGUGAUCUUACAGCAAUUGACUUUUGACGCCGGCUUAUUUUGUUGGCGGCGGUAACCUAGUGACACCAAUUUACGAUCACCAUAUCAAGUCAAAUUUGAUUAGAUGCCACUUACCCUUUGAGCAUAAAAAAAAUCUUUGAUCUCCUAUUUUUAUUUUGUCUUUUAACUGACUGCGAUGCUGACGUCCACUUGUUUAUAUAAAAUAUUCUUUGAUUAAUGGGUUUUAUUAUAUCCUUUUAUCAUCUUUGAUAUUUUUGUAAAUGUUGCCGACGAACUUUUGACUUUUGUAUUUUUAUGUCUGCAUAAAUGGUCAUUCUACUACAGGGUGACCAACUUUGGUUCUCAUUGUUCUCAAUUACAAAAAUAAGUUUAUGAACGUCCUUAGUUCUCUUCGCCACAUCGUUUAUAUAAUAAUUUUGAUUUAUAAUGGAAGUAAUGUAGUAAUAAGCAUAAAUCGUUACUAACUGUACAUUUUUGUAGUCGGAAACAAUAUCUUAGGUACAAAAUAUAUUGAUUAAGUUUUAAUUUAUAUUUAUAGAAGAGAUGAGGAGAACAGAUAUUUGUAAAUGACUAUCACACUGUAUGUAAGAUGUAAAAAGGAAUGUUACGUGAGUAAUUUAUUGAAUCAAAAUAUAACACGAUUAAACACACA